CUUUUUGACACUGUUGUCUGUUACCUUUUAAUGGUUGACGAAGAAAACUGCUUUUGUAACAUUAUGUUCGAGAUACAUUUAUUGAAAGGAAUACAAGGUGAAACACAUACUACAAACAAGAUAUGAGGAGUAAUUGAGCUUCUUGCUAGUUGACACGCGAGACAAGCCAUAGGGAGGGAGUUUAUCAAGCUGCGUGUUUUUAAAACUCAUCAUUUGAAGAGUGGCUGGCUAAUUUUCACGGGGAAAAAUCUGCAUAAGUGACAUACUUAUCAAGCAACGUGUUCACAAAGUUGUCAUUUGAAAAACUGCUUGCUAAUUUGCAUGGACUACAACGUCCUUAAAAGUCCAUUUGAAAGUCCUUUCACGUGUUUAACUUAUCAAGAGGCGUGUUAACAAAGUUAUCAAUUGAAGAGUCGCUUGAUAAUGCACAUGGAUGAGAAGCCGUAUCAGAUGUGUGGAAACACAUUUUCACAUACCUUUCAUCUUAUUUAAUAUAACUCAAGGAAUAGAAUCCUUAAAGUGUGAUAUACUUUUCAAUAAAAGUAACUGGCUGGCCCAGAUGAUAGUUCACACUGGAGAGAAACGAGAGAUACUGCCUUUUCACGUUAAUUCUCCUAAAGACUGCACGUGCCAAUUCAUACUGGAGUUAAACCAACCAGGUGUGAAGUUAGUUAUAAAGAGCUACAUAAUUAUUUACACUGGAAGAUAUCCUUUUAAGUUUGAGAUAUGUGAUACUCACUUAGUAUAAUUUGAAAAACAGCAUGCAAAUCCAUACAUGUGAAAAGCCGUGCAAAUUUGAAAUAUGUGAUGCAUGUUUUUCCAAGAAAAUAUAGCAAUAAAGACCAACAUGAGUAUUCACAGAGAGGAAAAACCGUACACGUGUAAGCUUUGUGAUUCGGCAUUUACACAAAGCAGUAGAUUAAAGUCUCAUAUGCGAAUUCACACUGGAGAGAAACCAUACAAGUGUGACAUAUGUGAAUCUAAUUUUUCUCAUAAACAUCAUCUUGGUACACACAUGCGAAUUCACACCGGUGAGAAACCGUACAAGUGUGACAUAUGUGACGCUGCUUUCUCCCAUAAACAUAGCCUUGGUUCACACAUGCGAAUUCACACAGGAGAGAAACCAUACAAGUGUAACAUAUGCGACGCUUCUUUUUCAAAAGACACUACUCUUAAGACACACAUACGAAUUCACACCGGAGAGAAACCGUACAAGUGUGACAUAUGUGAUACCGCCUUUUCAGUAAAAUCUAGCUUAACAAGCCAUAUGCGAGUUCACACAAGUGAAAAGCUGUAUUCGUGUGACAUAUGUGGUAUUGCGUUUAAACACAAACAUAAUUUAAAGACCCACAUACGAAUUCACAUUGAAGAAAAACCGUACAAGUGUGACAUUUGUGUCUCUGCUUUUUCAGAUAAAUCUUCUCUGAGGGCACACGCGAGAAUUCACACUAGAGAUAAACCGUUCAGGUGUGACAUCUGUGACGCUACGUUUUCAAGAAAAACUCAACUUAGAUCACACAUGCGAGUUCACACAGGAGAGAAACCUUAUUUGUGUAAGAUAUGUGGAACUAGUUUCUCCCACAAUGGAACUUUAACUAAACAUAUGCGAAUUCACACUGGAGAUUAACUUUAUAUGUGUGACAUGUGACGCUACUUUGUUCAAUUCAAUUCAAUAUUCUUUUAUUAUAUCACAGUUUACAUCUAAGUAAAAGCAUGUGAAAACGCAAUAUAUAUAUAUGUUAACACAGGUAUAAAUAUGUGGGUUAAUGGCGGCUUCACAACAGGUUUAGAGUUUAUCAUUAUACAAAACAAAUAUAAUUAGUAAGUAAGGGGAAUGUGGUUAGUUUAAAUAGUAUUAUUUUUUUUUAAUAACAAAACAAAUUCAUUUAUUUGAAUUAAGAUACAACAUAAUCGAUAUAGUUAUGAGAUAUCAAAUGAAAAACUAUAAAAUACAUGAUCAGAUUCGUUUAAAGUGAUUAACUAAGAUUUUAACAAAAAUUGCUGUUUUCCUUAAGGUAUCCGGGUUUUUACAAUUUAAAACUUCACUAAAGUGUAAGACAUGAGGUCUUGAGUAAAACCGACUACUUAUGUAUUGUUUUCUGAUAGGAUUAAAAAAUGGACAUGUAAGUAAAUAGUGCAGUUCGUCACCGAUAUCGUUUAGAUUACAAAACGUACACUUUCUAUUGACAUGUGGUACAGCAUUCUGUCUCCAUCUACCGACUUCGAUAGGGAAUUUAUGAUUACUAGUGCGGAAAUGCAAGAGUGUAAAACGUAGAGAUUUGGGUAAAAUAUUAAGGUACUCCUCAAAUUUAAUAUCAGACUUAAACAGAGAAUACAUUUUACCCUUAGACGAAAGAUUAAAUUGUUCAAAACAGU
This is a messenger RNA of Mya arenaria, 2376 nucleotides long. RefSeq names its product zinc finger protein 570-like. The record is from RefSeq and is a predicted model, not a curated record. Gene Ontology annotation, biological process: regulation of transcription by RNA polymerase II. The coding region runs from base 812 to 1627 and encodes 271 amino acids. Lineage: Eukaryota; Metazoa; Mollusca; Bivalvia; Myida; Myidae. The transcript is spliced from 2 exons. Gene Ontology annotation, molecular function: DNA-binding transcription factor activity; RNA polymerase II cis-regulatory region sequence-specific DNA binding.